Messenger RNA from Lycium ferocissimum, 765 nucleotides. RefSeq lists its product as uncharacterized. The transcript has a single exon. Bases 1 to 690 code for a protein of 229 amino acids. Lineage: Eukaryota; Viridiplantae; Streptophyta; Magnoliopsida; Solanales; Solanaceae. The record is from RefSeq and is a predicted model, not a curated record.
AUGGCUAUUUCUUCAAACAAAACUCUUCCAGAUUUGUCAAAGCUUGAACCUUUGGAUAGAAACAAUUUUAAACGCUGGUCUCAAAAACUUUUGAUUUUCUUUGAACAAUUAGAAGUUGACUAUGUUUUGUUUGACGAACCACCUGUUGAUGUUCCAAACAUUGUUACUGAUGUUUCUAACCCCACUGGUGGUUCUUCUGCUGCUGCUGUUAGAGGACAUCUGCUGAACCAUAUGACUAAUCCUCUGUUUGAUUUAUUUGUUACUAACAAAUCUGCUAAGGAAAUAUGGGACAGUUUGGAAAAGAUAUAUGAUACUGAUAAUGCAGGGAAGAAAAAGGAUGUUGUUGGCAAGUGGAUUAAGUUCCAGAUGGUUGACAAUAAGCCAAUUAUGGAACAGGUUCAUGAGUAUGAGAAUUUGACUGCUACUGUUCUGACCGAGGGCAUGAAAAUGUGUGAGGUUUUUCAAGCCAAUGUUUUGCUUGAGAAAUUUCCACCUUCUUGGAGUGAUUACAGGAACCAACUGAAGCAUAAGAAGAAGGACUUGACUCUUCAGGUACUGAUCAGUCAUAUGAGGACUGAGGAGGCAAACCGUCUCAAAGAUAAGAUAGAAGCUCUUUCCCUUAAUUCUCCUAAAGCUAACCUUAUGGAAACUUCUGGUAUUGUUGUGAAAGACAGGUUCAAAGGAAAAUAGAAGAAAGUCCCCAGAAAGGGAAAUGGGAAGAAGAAGAAUCACUUCAACAAGCCGGAAAGCCAAAUCCAGAAGUUC